AUGAUGGAACCACACUCUGCUCCCACGCCCAAGAAGUAUUCUAAGAAACCCAAAUAUUCAAAGUUCUCACAGCAAGAACUUCCUGCAUGGAAACCAAUCCUAACACCUGGUUGGGUCAUUUCCACAUUCACUGUCGUAGGAAUCGUUUUCAUCCCCGUCGGUCUUGCUUCAUUGUUUUCAUCAGAAAGCGUGGAAGAAGCUGCAAUCAGAUACGACGACAAAUGCCUUAACGAGAUCCAUGCUCAAAACGCGGUGGCAUUUAUCAAAAACGACAUGACAAACAAGACAUGCACGACAUCAUGGACCGUCGAACGCAAAAUGCAAGGGCCUAUCUUCAUCUAUUACCAGCUUGAUAAUUACUACCAGAACCAUCGAAGGUAUGUGAAGAGUAGAAAUGACAAGCAGCUAGUGAAUCCAGCAUCUGAAGGAGACACAACAAAUUGUUAUCCACAAGACAAAACCAAUGGUAGCAUGCCAAUUGUUCCAUGCGGCCUCAUUGCUUGGUCUCUCUUCAAUGACACUUACAAGUUUUGGGUCAACACCAAGAGUUUGACCGUCAACAAGAAAGACAUAUCAUGGGGGAGUGAUAGAUCCCACAAAUUUGGCUCCAAGGUUUAUCCCAAGAAUUUUCAACUAGGAGGUCUAGUUGGAGGCGCGAAACUCGAUGAAAACAUACCUUUGAAUCAACAAGAGGAUCUGAUUGUUUGGAUGAGAACGGCAGCACUGCCAUCUUUCAGAAAACUGUAUGGGAAGAUUGAGACUAACCUGGAAGUGAAUGAUAGUGUAGAAAUAGUGAUAGAGAACAAUUAUAACACAUAUGAGUUUGGCGGGAAUAAGAGGCUCAUUCUAUCAACUGCAACUUGGAUUGGUGGAAAGAAUCCCUUCUUAGGCAUGGCAUACCUUUUUGUUGGUGGGGUAUCCUUGCUCUGCGCUAUAGUAUUCAUACUACUCUAUGUCAUCAAGCCAAGGCCUCUUGGGGAUCCCUCCUACUUGUCUUGGAACAAAAAUCCAGGGCAUCUAAAAUGAUUAUUGCUAUAAUUUUUUUUUUACUUCAUUAGGUGUAUAUAAACAUUGUGAUGUGAG
Arachis stenosperma is the source of this 1083-nucleotide messenger RNA. Its product is annotated as ALA-interacting subunit 3-like. Bases 1 to 1026 code for a protein of 341 amino acids. Gene Ontology annotation, cellular component: plasma membrane; endoplasmic reticulum; Golgi apparatus. The record is from RefSeq and is a predicted model, not a curated record. The transcript is spliced from 6 exons. NCBI's taxonomy places the organism in Eukaryota, Viridiplantae, Streptophyta, Magnoliopsida, Fabales, Fabaceae.